This is a messenger RNA of Lytechinus variegatus (green sea urchin), 2991 nucleotides long. RefSeq names its product zinc finger protein 260-like. Gene Ontology annotation, biological process: regulation of transcription by RNA polymerase II. Gene Ontology annotation, molecular function: DNA-binding transcription activator activity, RNA polymerase II-specific; RNA polymerase II cis-regulatory region sequence-specific DNA binding. Gene Ontology annotation, cellular component: nucleus. The record is from RefSeq and is a predicted model, not a curated record. Lineage: Eukaryota; Metazoa; Echinodermata; Echinoidea; Temnopleuroida; Toxopneustidae.
CUCAUACAGUACGCUUAACAAUACAAACCAAAUAGGAAAAAGCAAAUCUGAAACUGCAUGUUGGCGGUCGACCGGCCCGGUCCGAUACGGCGUCCCAAUUUCCAGUUUUUUUUCUCAGCCCUACAAGAAACCCGGUAUUAGUAUCAACGCAGGCUUUUGCAAUUUUCCAAUGGAGGCCUAGACUAUUCAUGGGGAUUAUUUUUGGUAUGGAGUUAUCUUGGUGCAUUCAGUUUGCAAACGUGUAAAGUCAAAUCACCAUGCCUCUGCCAGAAACAGAUGAAUAUUCAGAUGUCCAGGUUUACUUCACAGCCAAUGAAUGGGCAGAUAUCAGCGAUUACGAAAGGAUCUGUAUCCAGAAUGUCAAGGAAAACUAUGAGAUGAUGAUAGAAGUUGGGGUACAGGUCAACCCACCAAUGUUCAUGCAGCGUCAGCAAGGAAUUCAUAAAGAGAUAAAUGAGGAAAGUGAGGAUAAGGGGACAGAGACAAGAGGGUCUUCUGACAUUCAUAAUCAACAGGGAAAUACAUGUCAUACAGAGAAGAAUGAGUUACAAAAAGAGAAUAUUAAUACAUUUACUAUGAAAGUAGAGGCCGAGUAUGAUGAUGAUGGCAAUCUGCUAGGUGAGGCUAAUCCCAAUGCAGAAGGGAAAAUGACUGAUCUGGAAUGGAAGAACGGUGAUGAAAUUACCCAGACACAAACUAAUCCAAUAUCAUCAGGUGAUCAGAGGACCAAGUCAGGUGAUCUCAUCAUUCUGUCAUGUGAUCAGAAGGCAGAAGAAGCUUCAGGAGGCAGCCAUGCUCCAACCCAAUUCCAAUCCAUAUAUGAAAAGGAUUCUGGAAUCUACAGAUGCGAGUAUUGUGGAUCAGUCUAUGCUAUUCCUCUCAUCUUUGCAAGGCAUCUCAAGUACAAACAUGGGCUUAAUGGUGUUAUCUUGCCAUUUUAUGCAUCAAAGGAAAGCAUUCUACAGUUUGUUGAAGGAGAAAUACAAAAAUCCAUGUGUGAAAUUAAUGAUUUUACACAUGGUGAAAAUAUGAGUUUGAAAACAGGAAAUAAGGAAAACAUAAUACUUGAAAAGAAACCUUAUACAUGUAAUCAGUGUGGUAAGGCAUUUAUUUCUGCAAAUCAUCUAAAAACACAUGAACGCAUCCAUACAGGUGAAAAGCCCUAUGUGUGUGAUCAAUGUGGUAAGGCAUUUCAUCAGAUAUCCAAUCUCACAACACAUAAACGAAUCCAUACAGGUGAAAAGCCCUAUGUGUGUGAUCAUUGUGGUAGGAUGUUUAGUCAAAAAGGUAGCCUCACAAUCCAUAAACGCGCCCAUACUGGUGAGAAGCCCUAUGUUUGUGAUCAAUGUGGUAAGGCAUUUCAUCAGAUAUCCAAUCUCACAACACAUAAACGAAUCCAUACAGGUGAAAAGCCCUAUGUGUGUGAUCAAUGUGGUAGGAUGUUUAGUCAAAAAGGUGGCCUCACAAUCCAUAAACGAGUCCAUACUGGUGAGAAGCCCUUUGAGUGUGAUCAGUGUGUUAAGGAAUUUAUUGAUGGAAGUGCAUUGAGAAGACACAAACGGAUCCAUACAGGUGAGAAGCCCUAUGUUUGUGAUCGAUGUGGUAGGGCAUUUAAUCUUGAACAUGCUCUUAAAAUACAUAAAAGAAUCCAUACAGGUGAAAAGCCCUAUGUGUGUAAUCAAUGUGGUAAGGCAUUUAAUCAGAUAUCCAGUCUCACAACACAUAAACGAAUCCAUACAGGUGAAAAGCCCUAUGUGUGUGAUCAAUGUGGUAGGAUGUUUAGUCAAAAAGGUGGCCUCACAAUCCAUAAACGAGUCCAUACUGGUGAGAAGCCCUUUGAGUGUGAUCAGUGUGUUAAGGAAUUUAGUAAUGGAAGUGCAUUGAGAAGACACAAACGGAUCCAUACAGGUGAGAAGCCCUAUGUUUGUGAUCGAUGUGGUAGGGCAUUUAAUCUUGAACAUGCUCUUAAAAUACAUAAAAGAAUCCAUACAGGUGAAAAGCCCUUUCUAUGUGAUCAAUGUGGUAGGGCAUUUUAUCAAAAAAACAAUUUUAUAGUACACAGAUGUAUCCAUACAGUUAAAAAGCAAUGUGUUUGUGAUCAGUGUGGUAAGGCAUUUAAUGGUGAAUAUCAUCUCACAAAACAUAAACGAAUCCAUACUGGUGAGAAACCCUAUGUGUGUGAUCAAUGUGGUAAGGUGUUUAGUCAAAAAAGUACCCUCACAUCCCAUAAACGAAUCCAUACUGGUGAGAAACCCUAUGUGUGUGAUCAGUGUGGUAAGGCAUUUAAUGAUAAGUCCAAUCUCACAGUACACAAACGCAUCCACACAGGUGAAAAGCCCUAUGUAUGUGAUAAAUGUGGUAAGGCUUUCAGUCAAAUACGAAAUCUUUCUCUACAUAAACAAAUCCAUACAUCGGGUAAAAGGCCCGUCAUAUUUGAUCAAUGUGGUAAGGCAUUUGACCAAAAAUCCAGUCUCACAGUAGACAAGCGAAACCAUACUGGUGAAAAUCCCUAUGUAUGCAAUCAAUGUGGUUGGGCAUCAUCAAAUACAACAGCUCACUGCACAUAAACGAAUCCAGCCAUGUGAAAAACCCUAUGUUUGUGAUCAAUGUGAAAGGGCAUAUAGUCUCACAAUACAUAAGCAAGUCCGUACAGGUGAUUUAUCUAUUGUUUAUUUUUGAUUAUGUAAACAGGGUGGUCUGAUCAGCAUAAAAACAUACAAUAUACAAAAAACAUUGUAACAGGACAUUUUAUGAGAUACAGGAAAAAAGAAAAAGUAAAAUCACGAGAACAUGUACGAGAUACAAAUGGCAAGGUACAUGAUAUAAAUGUGCAAUUACAAACAUUAAAAAGCUAGUUCCUCAGGGCUCUGAUUAUUAAAAAACAUUACAAAUAUGAAUAAGGCAAUGUAAUUUAAUUUAGGAAUAAAAAGCCAAGCAGAAGACAUCAUUUGGUAAUUUUAUCACUAAUAUACAUGGAGAUAUAACCCCCCC